AUGAUAUGGGCAGGCCUUUGGAAGCUUGAAAUAAAAGAAAAUUUAAAAUUGUCUUACAAAAUAUGGCAGUUGUACAUGAUGUGCUGCUAUGCUAUUCUCUCCAUCGGACUUUCAGGAAAUGUCGUCUAUGUUUAUUUACGUGAUCCUGCUAGAAUUAUAGAAGCCAUAGGAAUAGCUAUGAGCGACUACAUUUGCCUUUUGAAAAUGCUACUUUGUGCACUACGAAAAACCACUCAGCUACUUCAAACAGCUGUCCAAGAUGAUGAAAUCGUAUCAAGUGAAGACCCAACACUAAACCAAUUGCUUUGUCGCCAUAAAAAAUCCGUGAACAUGAUAGGAUUAUUCAUCGUAACUUAUUCCUUUGCGUUUUGUGUUCAUAUGAGCUUCUAUGGAGGCCUAGUACAAUACAGGAACUAUCAAAUGAAAUUUCCAAACGCCACAGAAAAACCUGAGUACAUCCUUUCCCUAUGGCUUCCGUUCAAUGUCCAGAAUCACUUUGACUUAGCAUUGUUCUUGCAAUGUUUCCUAUUAUUACAAGGGUGCGCUGGAAGUUUUGCUAGUUUGGGGUUUACUAACGCAAUGAUUUCAUACGCUGUGAUUAAAUUGAAGAUGUUGAAGUAUUAUUUUAGGAACUUUGAUAAAUUUCCUCAAGAGAUUCAUUCUAAAGAUCCAGUGCAUAGAAAUAGGAUGGCUAUUAGGAAUUUGGAAAACCUCAUUAGGAAACAUCAAUUUAUAAUAAGGUUCAUAAAAGACUUAAAUGAAAGCAUGAGUAUAAUUUUACUAAUUGAAUACAGCCUUUCAUCGUUAAUGUUGGCCUCUAUUAUUUCACAGAUUAUGAAUAGUGGAGACAUUGCAUUUGCGAUUUACGAAUCCGAUUGGUACAAUUACGACUCAAAAGUGGGCAAAUUAAUUUUCAUGAUAGUUAUGAGAGCCAGAAGAGAGCUGACUUUGAAUAUCGGACCUUUCGGGCCGAUUACCCUUGAAGCUGCCAAAGCUCGCAUGCAAGUGGCUUAUUCCUAUUUAUCCGUAAUAUCUGGAAAUAACCGCAAUAAUUGAAGAUUUUAUCAGCAAAAAAAAAAAAUACCUACUCUAAAUAAUAGAUAGCUACAAUAGUGGUUUUUCUUUAUAAUAAUAUUACCCAUAAUU
Messenger RNA from Ceutorhynchus assimilis (cabbage seed weevil), 1146 nucleotides. NCBI's taxonomy places the organism in Eukaryota, Metazoa, Arthropoda, Insecta, Coleoptera, Curculionidae. The record is from the annotation of a GenBank genome assembly.